This is a messenger RNA of Fonsecaea nubica, 1086 nucleotides long. RefSeq lists its product as hypothetical. Gene Ontology annotation, molecular function: DNA-(apurinic or apyrimidinic site) endonuclease activity; phosphoric diester hydrolase activity; double-stranded DNA 3'-5' DNA exonuclease activity. Lineage: Eukaryota; Fungi; Ascomycota; Eurotiomycetes; Chaetothyriales; Herpotrichiellaceae. Gene Ontology annotation, biological process: base-excision repair. The transcript has a single exon. Bases 1 to 1086 code for a protein of 361 amino acids. Gene Ontology annotation, cellular component: nucleus. The record is from RefSeq and is a predicted model, not a curated record.
AUGUCGGCCACUGCGAAGAGAUCCCUCAGUAGCGCCAGCCGAUCCAUCAGUCCGCCAGCGUUGAGAAGGAAAGUUUCACACGUAACUGAAGACACACACGUGGCCUGCACAUGGCCUGCACACCCAGACCACGUUCGAAUUUUCAGUUGGAAUGUCAAUGGCGUCGGUCCAUUACUGCAGAAACCCUUGUCUUUCGGCGGUGCGUGUCUGUCGCCGCUCCGAUCGUUCUUGAAACGCCACCAGUGGCCUCAAGUGCUUUGUUUGCAAGAAGUCAAGGUCAGCUCCAGAGACGUCGCGACCCAAAGACAGCUGCAACAAGCUGCCAAUCACGGUCACGCGGGCGGAGAACCUACGUACACGGCUCAUUUUUCUCUUCCGAGAGAUAAGUACAAUGCUACCGGGUUUGGUGGCAGAGUUCACGGUGUUGCCUCUUUUCUGAGAGAUGACUUCGCCCCAGGCGUUCGUGUCACCCGGCGGCCAGACUGGGACCUCGAAGGUCGGGUCUUGAUACACGAACACGAGGUCGGUCUAGUCAUCAUCAACGGCUACUGGGUCAACGGGACACCUAAUCCCUACCGAGAUCCUACAACUGGUCAGAUCUCCGGUACCCGACAUGACCACAAGUUGCGUUUUCAUCGGCACAUGCUGGAAGUGGUUCUGGAGUACGAAGCAGCUGGCCGCCAUGUCAUUUUGAUCGGAGACAUGAACAUUGCUAGGUCUCGAAUUGACGGCCACCCUCAUCUACGAACGUCCCCGCCGCAGCAUGUCAAGAAUCGGGCUGACUUCAAUUCCAAGUUUUUCGACGAACCCAAUGGCAUGCGUGGAACCGAUGUAUUCAGGCAUUUUCACGGUAACACCAAGAAGUUUACGUAUCACCCGCGUGGAAGCGCGUGGGGUGCGAGCUGUGAUCGAGUAGACUUGAUCAUCACCAGCCACGCCUUGGUGGACAAGCUGGAUGCUGUCACCAACACUGAUAUUCUGGAUUCUGCAUCAGAACGUGGACAUAGCGACCAUGUCCCGCUCUGGAUCUCUGUUGAUCUAGCAAAACUCGUUGAGAAAACCCAAGUCGCUGUGGACGCUCCUUGA